CGGGCGGUCCCCUCUGAGACGCGUCUGGUCUGCGCACUGACCGCACACAUCUCUGCAUCUGCCUGACAACGGGCAAUGUGCCUGGCCCCCCAUCUGGUGCAUCUCACACGGCUCGAACAGCUCGGUAGAGAGUUCAGCGGGGAGCUGGACAGCAGGGCAUGCCGCUGUUCGAAUAUGGCGAAUUUGGCUAUGCUUGUCGACAUGUGCCCAGCUUGCCGGUCUGCAACCUUUUCCUGAGCUCCUUGCUACGGACACAGCCGAGCUCGAGCUAUCCCUACUUGCUCAACUUGCCAGAUCCAGCAAGCAAUGGCACUUUCGGGGAGAUACUGGCUCAUCAAGGCGUGGGAGUCAGGUCGAGAUGCGCCAUUGCACGUGCGAGCACUUUCGGGGGAUCUCAAGAUGACUUGGGCAACCUUGCCAAUAUCAUCUUUGCUGCCCUCAGCAUCCUUCUCGCGCUCGUGCUCAUUCACAAAGCAAAGAGGCGGCAAGCGGCAGUCGGUCGUAUUGAGAUCACCGUCUUCUUUGCACUCUAUGGUUUGCAGUGUCUUUUGCAGAUCGUCACACUGGGAUCUAUCGUCGGCCAAGGGACGGCGGCUGUCGUCGUACUGACAGCACUCCAUCUCGCCACCGUCGUGGCAAUGUUCUUCGUUCUCACCUGGACAGGUCUGCUCGGUCUACAACUCGUCGAUGACGGUACUGCUGCCAGUCUGAUCCCCAUGUCAUUGGGUAGCCUGAUCGCCUUUGUUGGCACGCUCUACAUUUCCCUCGACAAGGGACUCCGGAUUACUGCCUUCUUCGAGGAUCGGUCGAUACAUCCCGGCCGACUGAAAGAGCUCUUCCUGUUCACGCUGACGAUAGUAUGGCCGUUGAUCGCAACGGUCGUCUAUUUCGCCACUUCGCUCGGCGUGACCAUCCUUGUCUUGCGCGAGGGCAGACCUGCCCUGAUAUUCCUCGCGGCUCUGCUUACGUUUGUGCUAUCGCAAGGCAUCUAUUAUGGACUCAGCGAGAUGAUAUGUCUGAGGAGUGGCGCAAAAGUGGAUGGAUCAUUCUUGGCUACCUUUCUCGAAUCGGUGACUAUCGUCCUGAUCUAUCUGGGCUGGUCGGGGAUCACAGAAGACGAAUGGGACGAGUAUGCUCUCUCACCUGCAACUUGACGCUCCUUCUGCCGAGAGUGAGAGCACUGCAGCGCAAGAUAUGCAAUGACCGUAGACCUGUAUGGAUUCACGAGAUGUUGCAUUGUUGUCUUAUCGUGCUCUCGAUCGUGAGGAUCGACAUGGACAGUGCCGG
Molecule: messenger RNA, 1287 nt
Organism: Mixia osmundae IAM 14324
Lineage: Eukaryota; Fungi; Basidiomycota; Mixiomycetes; Mixiales; Mixiaceae
Exons: 4
Coding region: 159-1154 (331 amino acids)
Biological process (GO): protein folding
Cellular component (GO): endoplasmic reticulum membrane
Source: RefSeq, a predicted model, not a curated record